Messenger RNA from Olea europaea var. sylvestris, 645 nucleotides. RefSeq lists its product as uncharacterized. The coding region runs from base 1 to 645 and encodes 214 amino acids. The record is from RefSeq and is a predicted model, not a curated record. Lineage: Eukaryota; Viridiplantae; Streptophyta; Magnoliopsida; Lamiales; Oleaceae. The transcript has 2 exons.
AUGACUGAUAGUGAACAUGAAGAGACACCAACUAGGACUUUGCACGAUUAUCUCCAUCCCACACGCACAUCUACACUGUCAUGCAUCAUAUUUCCACCUAAUAUGCCACAUAUCGACCUUAAACCGGGAAUGAUCCAACUUCUUCCCACCUUUCACGGUCUUGAAAAUGAAAACUCAUACGUGCAUAUUAAGGAAUUUGAAGAGGUUGUUGCGAUUUUUCACAAUCAACGUGGUACAAUGGAUGCAGUGAGGCUUAAUCUUUUCCCAUUCUCUCUUAAAGAAAGAGCAAAAAGUUGGCUAUAUUCAUUAAGACCACGCUUAAUUGGGAGUUGGGCUGAAAUGACUCAAGCAUUCUUUGAUCUGGAUGAGGCUAUAGACUACCUAGAUGACUUAGCUGAAAAGGCCCAUACCUGGACUGGACCUAGUGCCACUGAGAGUACUAAUAGGUCACGACCCACUGGAAACUUGAAUAGUACUGGUAUUUAUCAUCUUAAGGAGGAAGAUGACCUUAGAGCCAAGGUAGAUGCCCUCACUAAAGAACUCAAAAUUUUACGUGCUAGAGGCUCAAAGCUUGCACAAAAUGCAUCCCAUGUUGAAUCAUUAGGACCGUGUUUUGUUUGUGGUGGAACUGAUCAUCCAGCUUAA